AUGAAGUCUAUCGCGCUUCGUCUGUUUGUGUUUGUAGCCCUGAUUGUGCUGGCCGCGGCCUGGACUAAAGAAGAUUAUGAAAUCUUUCGUCUCAAUGACGAACUCGCCGCUGCGGAAGGUCCCAAUGUGACAUUCUACGAUUUCCUCGGCGCCAAACCCAAUGCCAACCAAGACGAACUGAGCAAGGCCUACCGUCAGAAGUCCCGACUCCUGCACCCCGAUAAAGUCAAGCGGUCUUUCAUCGCCAACAGCUCCAAGGACAAGUCUCGCUCCAAGUCCUCCAAGUCCGGUGUCCAUGUCAACCAGGGUCCUUCGAAGCGGGAAAUCGCCGCUGCUGUGAAGGAGGCACAUGAGCGCUCCGCUCGCCUCAACACCGUCGCCAAUAUCCUCCGUGGCCCGGGUCGCGAGCGCUACGACCAUUUCCUGAAGAACGGUUUCCCCAAGUGGAAGGGAACCGGCUACUACUAUUCGCGAUUCCGUCCCGGUUUGGGAUCCGUGCUUAUUGGCUUGUUCUUGGUCUUCGGUGGUGGUGCGCACUAUGCUGCUUUGGUGCUGGGCUGGAAGCGUCAGCGGGAAUUCGUCGAUCGUUACAUCCGUCAAGCGAGGAGAGCUGCCUGGGGUGAUGAGUCUGGUGUCCGGGGUAUCCCCGGUCUUGAUGGUGCCUCGGCUCCUGCCCCGACUCCGGCACCGGCACCGGAGCCCGAACAGAGUGCUAUGCCUAUGAACCGUCGUCAAAAGCGCAUGAUGGACAGGGAGAACCGCAAGGAGGGCAAGAAAGGCGGCCGGGCGGCAUCCCGGAACUCGGGAACGGCUACGCCUACUUCUGAGCCUCAAAUGGAGCCCAGCGGGGAGAGGAAAAAAGUGAUUGCCGAGAAUGGGAAGGUACUGAUUGUCGACUCUCUUGGAAAUGUGUUCCUGGAGGAGGAAACGGAAGAUGGCGAACGUCAGGAAUUCUUGCUCGACGUUGAUGAGAUUCAGCGUCCGACAAUCCGUGACACGCUGGUCUUCCGCUUGCCGGGCUGGGUUUACUCUAAGACGGUUGGCAGGUUGCUCGGUUCUUCCAAUGCCGUGAAUAGCGGUGCUGAGUCGGAGGAGGAACCUUCCGAAAUCGUGGAGGAGUCGACUGAAGGCGCCGCCAGCUCUGCAAGGUCUUCCAAGGCAAGGAGGCGGGGAAAGCGGUCUCAGAGAUCGUGA
Messenger RNA from Aspergillus niger, 1194 nucleotides. RefSeq lists its product as uncharacterized. Lineage: Eukaryota; Fungi; Ascomycota; Eurotiomycetes; Eurotiales; Aspergillaceae. Gene Ontology annotation, cellular component: endomembrane system. The transcript has 3 exons. Bases 1 to 1194 code for a protein of 397 amino acids. The record is from RefSeq and is a predicted model, not a curated record.